UAAUAAACGAUUUGACCGCUCCUUUGUACUUCAUAAUGUUACGGGGUCACCUUGAGAUUAUAAUAGAACGAAUUCAAAAUGUCGGCUGGGAUCCUACGAAAACACAAAAGGAAAAUUAUGAAGAUCUCAUUGGUUGUAUUGAGGACCAUCGGAUUAUAAUGGAGAUUUACAACAUAUUGCAAAACACCAUUUCGAUUACCAUCUUCAUUCAGUUUGCCAGUACUGCGACCGCCGUUGCCAUCGAAAUAUUUGUGAUCCUGUUUUAUGCAGUAAACUUUACACAAGUCAUGAUGCUUUUCAUAGCCGCUGUAGCGUUUACUAUUCAAAUCCUUUUCUGCUGCUACUAUGUCAACAACUUCACAGUAGUAACAGGCGAAUUGGUGACUGCCAUUUAUUCCUCAAAUAUUUUCGAUCAGUCAAAGGAGUUCAAAAAAACUGCCAUCAUUUUUAUGCAAAUGACCCAAAAACCGAAAAUUGUUCUGGCAGGAAAAGUGUUCCCGAUUACCUUAACUACAUUUGCUUCGAUUAUGAGAAUUUCGUAUUCAAUUUUGACUGUGGCCAAUCAAAUGCGAUAAAUUGAAGAUAUUGUGCUGGAGAUCCACGUAGCAUUGUAAUAACAUUUCAGUGUUCAAUUUGUCACCUUCCUCAGUUUAUUACUCUGCACCCUAAUUCCCUAACUUCGUUGACACUGGAUGCUAACUACGUGUAAAAUUGUAAAUUCCAAAAAAAAGUUUUGCGAAUUAAAACUCCGUCAAAGAGAAUUUAUAACAA
Messenger RNA from Hermetia illucens (black soldier fly), 771 nucleotides. Its product is annotated as odorant receptor 59b-like. Lineage: Eukaryota; Metazoa; Arthropoda; Insecta; Diptera; Stratiomyidae. The record is from RefSeq and is a predicted model, not a curated record. Gene Ontology annotation, cellular component: plasma membrane. Gene Ontology annotation, biological process: detection of chemical stimulus involved in sensory perception of smell; sensory perception of smell. The transcript is spliced from 3 exons. The coding region runs from base 36 to 575 and encodes 179 amino acids. Gene Ontology annotation, molecular function: odorant binding; olfactory receptor activity.